Setaria italica (foxtail millet) is the source of this 622-nucleotide messenger RNA. RefSeq lists its product as uncharacterized. Bases 111 to 386 code for a protein of 91 amino acids. Lineage: Eukaryota; Viridiplantae; Streptophyta; Magnoliopsida; Poales; Poaceae. The record is from RefSeq and is a predicted model, not a curated record. The transcript has 2 exons.
CUUCCAGCAGCAGCACAAGAUCGAAAAAGCAGAAGCCAUCAAAAGAGUUUCGGAGUUCCAGAUUUCCAGCAGUGAUCCCUGCAGAACCUGCAGCAGCUAGCGUCGACGACAUGGGCCGUUGGUUGAAGCCAGAUGUGUACCCGCUGAUCGCGGCCAUGUCGUUCGUGACGGGGAUGUGCGUGUUCCAGCUGACGCGGAACGUGUUCAUGAACCCGGACGUGCGGGUGAGCAAGGCCAGCCGCCAGAGCGCUGUGCUGGACAACGCCGACGAGGGCCAGCGCUACAGCCAGCACGCGUUCCGCCGCUUCCUCGCCACGCAGCGACCGGAGGUCUUCCCGGCCCUCAACCGCUUCUUCUCCGAGUCCUCGUCCGCAGCCGACAAGUGAUCGAUCAGAGUUCAGACGGCGCCGGUGGCGGCGAUGGUGCGCGCACGCCGCGCUCGCCGGCGCUGCUCCGGCGUGCAUGCCGUGUCCGUGUGCCUGUGGAUAUUGGGGUUCGGGCGUGCGUGUGUUAUGGUAAUAUCGUGUGUGUGCGGAAUAAACUUUAAGCUUUCUUUUUCGUGAUGUACGAUCGUUUGGGCGUCUAAUAUGAUUCUCGACGGUAGUGAUUUGUUUCUUACUCC